GGUUUGAACAUGAUCCGAAAUGGUGUGUGGUUGGUGGGCGUUAACCGUGUGCUGCACAUUCACAGAUGAAAGUGCGUCUUGUCUUUUUUUUUAAACUUCCUGUCAGUUGAGCCCCUGACGGAGGAAACCACUCUCCAGUGCUGCUGUUGAACCGGUGACCUAAUGAUCUGCUCAGCGUCUCUGUUGCAUCUCAGGUGGAAUAUCGACGCGUUUGUGAACCGCAGCUGGAAAAGCUGUGAGUGUGUCUCAAAUGUCCGCAGCAGUGACUCCCUCCAGUCCCUCCAGCCUCGCGGCGCAGGCCGUCGUCCGCUUCCAGCUGGGUCUGUUCAGGGAGGUGGUUCGAGUCCCGGCCGGGAACCUGAGCUACCACUAUGCUAAGAGACUGGCUGCUGAGGUCAUCGAGCGCAAGGCUCCUGACUGUAGUGUGGUGGGUGCUGGCGAGAAGCUCCUCCUCUUCAGACAUCAGCCCGCUUCUGAGCAGCUGCUGCAUCGCCUGACGGAUGACGACGCACUGCAGGACGGAGACUUCAUCGAGGUCAUCGUCGCAGGGUCGGCCUCUGUGACGGAGGUCCGCAUGCGUCCUCACUCUCUGGUCGUCCACUCUUACCGGACGCCGACGUUCUGUCACCACUGUGGAGAAAUGCUGUGGGGCCUCGUCAGACAAGGGCUCAAAUGUGACGGUUGUGGGUUAGAUUUCCACAAACGUUGUGCCUUCCUGUUGCCAAACGACUGCAGUCGAGCUCGUCGUCAGGUCAGCACCAGCUUCUCUCUGUUUCCUCCCCGGCGACCGCGAGCUCUCUCUCUCUCCACUCAGGCUGGAGGAAGUCUGGAAGAGAUCAGCAUGUCCAAGCCCUCGUCCAGACCUGUGUCGUGGGCGGAGCCACCGGUGUGGCUGGGCGUCGGCCGCGGCGACUGGAACCGGCCUAGGGUUCCUCACACCUUCCACAUCCACAGCUACACCAAGCCCACGGUGUGUCAGCACUGUCACCGGCUGCUCAAAGGCCUCUUCAGACAGGGACUGCAGUGCUCGGACUGCAGGUUUAACUGCCAUCACCGCUGCAGAACCUCCGUGGCCAGAGACUGUCCAGGAGAGAGGAGAGGCGUGAACGGGAAAGAAUCCUCAGCAGCCAGCCAGAGCUCCGUGAACCUCGAGGACAAUGAGUCGGAGCUGACCAGUAUGACGUCCCUGUCCGACUGCGACGAUGACGACAUGUCCACUGACUCACUCGCUGAGACGAAGGACGACGAUGACGACGGCGGCGGCGACGACGAGCAGCAGCGUGAGCCAAUGAGUCCGUGUUUCAGCAGCAACAUCCCACUGAUGAGACUCGUCCAGUCGGUGCAUCACACCAAGAGGCGAGGGGGCGGAGUCCUGAGAGAGGGAUGGCUGCUGCAUCACACCAACACUGACCCACUGAGGAAACGUCAUUACUGGAUCGUGGACUGGAAGAGCAUUACUCUUUAUCAGAACGAGAACAGCACCAAGUACUACAAGGAGAUCCCGCUGUGUGAGGUGCUGCAGGUGCGAGGCCCCGCCCACCUCUGCAUGCCCGUGUUGCCGGGCAACUGUGCCCACUCCUUUGAGGUGGUGACGUCAUCGCUGGUGUUCUGUGUGUCAGACGACGACAGCGGAGGAGGAGCGCCGCUGUGGCAGAGCGCCAUCCGCCAGGGUCUGAUGCCUGUGGAGAGCAACGGACGGGGAGGAGGAGGAGGAGGAGGAGUUGAGGAAGAGGAGCAUGAUUCAAGUUCACACACAGACAGUCCGGAUAUUAGCUCCAUGUAUCAGAUCUUCACAGACGAGGUUCUGGGUUCAGGACAGUUUGGAGUCGUGUACAGAGGGACUCACAGGAAGUCUGGUCGACUCGUCGCCAUCAAAGUCAUCGACAAGACACGUUUUCCCACCAAUCAAGAACAACAGCUGAGGAACGAAGCCUCCAUUUUACAGGCCCUGUCUCACCCGGGCGUGGUUCUGUUGGAGGGGAUGUUCGAGACGGUCCAGCACGUCUUUGUCGUCAUGGAGAAGCUCCACGGAGACAUGCUGGAGAUGAUUCUGUCCAGCGAGAAAGGACGACUCCCCGAACGCAUCACUCGCUUCCUGGUCACGCAGAUAUUGGAGGCGCUGCGUUACCUGCACUUCAAACACAUCGCUCACUGUGACCUCAAACCUGAGAACGUUCUCCUGACCUCGGCCGACGCUUUCCCUCAGGUGAAACUGUGCGACUUCGGCUUCGCCCGCAUCAUCGGCGAGAAGUCGUUCCGCCGCUCAGUGGUGGGGACGCCGGCGUACCUGGCCCCGGAGGUGAUCAGCAGCUGCGGCUACAACCGCUCCCUGGACAUGUGGUCGGUGGGCGUGAUAAUGUAUGUGAGCCUGAGCGGGACGUUCCCCUUCAACGAGGACGAGGACAUCAAGCAGCAGAUCACCAACGCCGCCUUCAUGUACCCGCGGCAAACCUGGGCCUCCGUCUCACUGCAGGCCGUGAGUCUCAUCAAUAACCUGCUGCAGGUGUCGCUGAGGAGACGCUUCAGUGUGGGCAAAGCUCUGGCUCAUCCUUGGCUGCAGGACUUCCAGCUGUGGUGUGACCUGUGUGAGUUUGAACAGAGGAUGGGCCUCAGGUACCUGACGCACCUUGGGGACGAAGAGCGCUGGACACGCUACGCCCGAGAGAAAGGCCUGGACUUCCCGUCCCACCUCUGCUGGAACCCUAACUACCAAGUGGACACAUGACCUCCAUGCUGGGGUUAAAGGUCAGAGAGUUUUUUGGUUUUUUUAUAUCGUUUGUUUCAAAUAUCGUUAUUCAUGUGUUUGGGAUGUCGGGAGUAAAAUCUUUGUUGAGGGAACUGAAGGCGAAAGAAUUUAAAUGAAAAUAAUGCGAGACAAAAUUUGUCUUAAAGCUGUUGUGCGUAACUUUUGAAAAUAAUCUGUUAACGAGUAUUGAAUCAGUUCAGGAAGUUACUUGUUUACAUCGAGACGGAUGGAACAUUGUGCGAGUAAAGCGAAACGACCGCAAACAGGUCGGAAUUUGAUGGAAAAAAACACCCAGUUCAGCAGUUUAACAGGAUACACGCUUCUUGUCCCCGCCCACCCCUGCUCUGCUGCUGUAUAUACACAAACGCACCCUCAGUCAGGUCUGGUAGAUGAAACAAAUUAGUUCUGCUCACGAAAAAGCAAACAGACAGAAUAUCAACAAAAGUUACGCACUGCAGCUUGAAAAAUGAAGACAAAGUUUAAAAAAACAACAACACAAACUGCUGUUUAGUAAUAUAGUUUUCCUUUUUUAUUCCAAGUUGAACUUUAAAGUGAAACUGUUAUUUGUGACGUCAGGGAUUGACACAGUGGGUUUUAAGAUGAUGUGGAGGAAAAGAAUGAAGCAGAAACGAAGAGGGAAGAA
Molecule: messenger RNA, 3389 nt
Organism: Solea solea (common sole)
Lineage: Eukaryota; Metazoa; Chordata; Actinopteri; Pleuronectiformes; Soleidae
Gene: prkd4
Product: protein kinase D4
Exons: 19
Coding region: 251-2725 (824 amino acids)
Biological process (GO): protein phosphorylation
Molecular function (GO): protein serine/threonine kinase activity; ATP binding
Source: RefSeq, a predicted model, not a curated record